UCCCUUCCUCUUAUCCACUCUGCGCCAGCGGCUACGCCCAUUCCGUCGUGUGCCGGCGGCUGCCGUGCCUCGCGCCGGAGGAUGGAGUGCGCUCGCCGGGAGUAUGGAAGGCGCGGAGAGGUGCGCUCGCGCCCGAUCUCCUGUGCCCGCGCCUCGCGCCUCCUUGCACCGCUCCGGCGGCCACUCGCCACCCGCCGUCGCCCGCGACCACCAGCAGCAACCGUCGCACCUCUCCGCGCGCCACCCCGAGGCCCCAGCCAUGCCGCGCCGCCGUCCUCCGCAACCCCGGCCUCCUCCUCAACCUCACCUCUCUGUGCGAAAACCGGCGUCGCCGCCGGCGGCCACGGUUCCAGCGCCGCCUUCGUCCUCCGCCUCCUCCUAAAGUGCGCGUUCGCCCCGGCGGUCCUCGCCCUCGAGCUCACCGAGGACGUCCUUGCGGACGGCCUCCUCCACCCCAGGCGGCCCUCUCCGGCGAGGUGAGCACAGGAAGGGACGAAGAAGGCGGCCGGGCCGCCGUUCUCGCGCGCUAGAAGGGCGCCGGGCCUCGUGGGUGUUGUGAAGGGGGGAGGGGGUGGCAGCUGAGGGCGUGUUCACCGUUGGCUAGCGCCGGCCGCGAGCGCGCGCCGGUGUUGUGACCUGUCCGCCGCCGCCAGUCCUCUCUGCCCUUCUCCACCCCAGGCAACCCUCUCCGGCGAGGCGAGCUGAGGAAUUUGGCGAAGAAGGCGGCUGCCGUGCUUUCGCGCGAGAAGGGCGCCGGACCUCGUCGGCGUUGCGAAGGGGCAUAGCUGAGGGUGGGUACGCCGCCGGCCAGCGCCGGCGGCGAGCACGCUCCGCUGUGACCUGUCCGCCGCAGCCAGUCCUCUCCCGCCUCCCUUGAUGUAACCUUCUCAACCUCUGCAUCUGCUCCCGUGUUGCCUCGUUGUCUUUUGGUACAUGCGCAUCCAACCAGUGUAGGAAUCAAUCAAGCUAUACAGGCAUGUGUUCUUCAGGAAAACUAAGACCAGAUUUUAGGUUAUAACGACUUUGUUCUCUAGCAGGAUCAAAGUCUGACAUGUUUAUACAGGUGAGAUUGCAGCGAAUUUGAUGUGCAGAUACAGUUGCUAAUGUCCAGAUUUCAGAGGCAUUGAUAGGUUCAGGUCGACAAGCAUAACAAAGGAACAGAGGAGUUUAAGUCAGUAAUUUUUCCUCUUCGAGAGAUUUGGUGGCCCUUCUUGCUAUGUACAAUGGUGCCUCAUAGUCAAAUUGCACUUUAAACUAAUAACUUUGUGGCGUAUGGGAGAUUUUCAUGACACAAUUGGAGUUACUAAUAAUUUCACUAAGCAAACUGAAGUUUUGUUUCACCUACUGUCAUGUUGGUCUUGCAGAUGAGCUCCAAACAUGGCCAAUCCUCUCAAAGAUUCAAUGGAGUCUGAUGAUGUUGAUCACUCUUCUUCAUUAAUGCCUGCAGGCUGCAGUUGUUGAUCAGUCACAAAGAGGUAUCCACAUUUGUCAACGGUAUAAUGUUCCUUUGCUCUGUACUUUGAACAUAAUGCCUCCAUCCAAAAUUGCAAGGGGCACAAGAAUUUACUCAACAGAAUGUUCAUUGCACAGUUGAUGCCAAUUGAUCCGUAUUGGAAAACACCUUUUCUUUUCUCAUCGAUUUGAACCACAUAGUACACACAUUUCUGCAGUUGCCUCUCUGUCUUUCAGGGUAUUGGUGCCAACGCUCCGUUUGGAGUUGGAGAGGCCCAGACCACCUGCUGCAAGAGGCAAAUGGUGACUUCCAGCCACAGCUCUUCAGAGUUGCCCUCCACCGAAACGCCCGCGCCGAGGACGCCCGCACCGACGCCGACAGAAGACGCCGACGACGCCCGCGACAUCCACGACGACGGCCUCCUCGCCAACACAGGAGUUCGUAUUCGUAUGGGCCCUACCACUCCCAACAGGACCCCCACUCCCAGCAGGACGCGCACCCCCUUCCAGGAUAUAAGCAACAACCAAACAUCAGGUAUUGAUCAUAACCCAGUCAGGACGCGCCCCCCCUUCCAGGAUAUAAGCAACAACCAAACAUCAGACCCAAAGGAACUAAAAAGGCAGAGGGAUAGAGAGCGGUAUGCAAAAAAUAAAGAUGAGAUUAAUAAGAGAAGGCGUGAAGCCUACAAAAGAAAAAAAAAUACCAGUGAGGAAAUAGAUGGCCUACAUAACGGAACACCGGCACAGCUAGCUGUAUCACAAGCUACUGGACAAGAGGCGGUCACCCAGCUACAGAACAUCACAGGCCCAGAUGGUGCAUUACCAACUUUAGGACCAUACAAUGGAUUCAUACAAACAGACAAGGAGAAUAUUUCUGACAAUGAUGAAUCCGAUUGGCUGCACAGAAAUGAUGCGUACCAGAUGCAACGAAGUUCAAGAAGAAUGACACUCACACAACUGGCAGGGGUUGACAACCCCCAACUCAAUACAGUCGUCAAUCUACGUACCCCAGGGGUAACUUUUCAUGAUCAGGGCAACGACCACGGCGAAUAUGCGUAUGGAAUACUGGAGCCCGAUGUCCAGACUGUAAUACUUGAUGACUGCUUGGGAGACCGGAACCUUGGAGAAACUGGUGAUGUUGACCCUGAUGAAGAAGCUAGGAUGUUUGCUAGACCAGGUAGAUUAUUGCUAUCAUGAGUUAUGAAUACGACAUAAGAUAGUUAUAUGGUUUGUGCACAAACUUUAAAUAAUGCAAUUGUCCAUUCUUUUCCAAAUGUUGAUUUUGAAUCCUGCCGAGUGGCACGGCAUCAUGGUGAUGGA
Messenger RNA from Triticum aestivum (bread wheat), 2772 nucleotides. RefSeq lists its product as uncharacterized. Lineage: Eukaryota; Viridiplantae; Streptophyta; Magnoliopsida; Poales; Poaceae. The transcript has 7 exons. Bases 1753 to 2649 code for a protein of 298 amino acids. The record is from RefSeq and is a predicted model, not a curated record.